AUGACGGCCGACAGGAAGAUCCAGCUCGUGCGCAUCGCCCACGUGGUGUACAAGCACAAGGACAUCGAGACCGCCCGCACCUUUUACGCCGACUUUGGCUUCGCCGAGACCACGCGCGUGGGCAACCGCACCUACUUCCGCGGCUACGGCACCGAUCCCUUUGUCAUCGCCGCCGAGGAGGGCGACGAGGACGAGUUCCUCGGCCCCGCCUUCGUAGUCGAGUCGCUGGACGACCUCGAGUACGCCUCCAAGACCCUGCCCCAGGCCACCGAGGUCUACGAGCUCAAGGAUGUCCCCGGCGGCGGCAAGUGCGUCACCUUCCGCGACCCCGUCGACAACUGGCACUUCCCCGACCUCAAGGUCAACUAUCCUACCUUGAAGAACCGUGGUGUCAAUGAGAAGCAGCGAUUCACGAAGCGGCCUGCUCCCGUUCACAAGCUCGGCCACUUUGGCCUCGUCCACGACCCCACCGGCAAGGACGUCACCGUCUUUUACCGCAUCAACCGCGGCAAGGAACUCGUCGACCACCACGUCUUCUUCUUCUUCGAGGGCCCCAAGUACCACGUCCACCACUCCUCCUUCGAGACCCACGACUUUGACGCCCAGGUCCUCGGCCACGACUGGCUCAGGCACAAGGGCUACGAGAACUGCUGGGGCGUCGGCCGCCACAUCAUGGGCAGCCAGAUCUUUGACUAUUGGUUCGACCCUUCGCGCUUCGUCAUGGAGCAUUACGUCGACGGCGACUUGCUCGACGAUAGCGAGCCUACUCACAGGACCUUGGCGUCUCCCGAUAGCCUGCACGUCUGGGGACCCGAUCUUCCUCCGGACUUCUUGAAAUAA
Messenger RNA from Parascedosporium putredinis, 840 nucleotides. The record is from the annotation of a GenBank genome assembly. Lineage: Eukaryota; Fungi; Ascomycota; Sordariomycetes; Microascales; Microascaceae.